This is a messenger RNA of Cladophialophora psammophila CBS 110553, 1500 nucleotides long. RefSeq lists its product as uncharacterized. The coding region runs from base 1 to 1500 and encodes 499 amino acids. The transcript is spliced from 6 exons. The record is from RefSeq and is a predicted model, not a curated record. Gene Ontology annotation, molecular function: iron ion binding; monooxygenase activity; heme binding. Lineage: Eukaryota; Fungi; Ascomycota; Eurotiomycetes; Chaetothyriales; Herpotrichiellaceae.
AUGACAGAUAACUACAUCUUCUUGACUGGUGCCACUCUACUCCUUUUCAGCAUCGCGUAUCAUCUUGUUUUGCCAUGGCUCUCUCCACUCAGCAGGGUUCCCGGACCUAUUUUGGCGAGAUAUUCACGGGCUUGGAAAUCAUACAAGCUCCUCAAAGGAGAUUUCGAAAAGUUGAAUAUUGAACUGCACAAGAAAUACGGUCGGGUUGUCAGGAUUGCUCCAAAUGAAUAUAGUAUCAAUGACUCAACAGCCAUCAAGCUACUGUAUGGCCACGGAACCAAGUUCCUCAAGACAUCGUGGUAUUUUGCUUCUGGAGGCGUGGACCCCAAAAAAGCUAGCCUAUUUGGUGCCACAAACCCUGUUUACCAUGCAAACGAACGGCGAAAGUUCGCUGCAGUAUAUUCCAUGACUACUCUCUUGACGCAAGAGCAAUAUGUGGAUAACUGCACGCGUCUCUUGAUGGAUGUGUUUUCCGACAUAGCCGAAAAGGGGUCUCAGAUUGAUUGGGCAUUCUGGAUGCAGCUAUACGCCUUAGAUGUGAUUGGAGAGAUCACUCUUGGAAAGCGUUUCGGUAAUAUCGAGGCAGGCAAAGACGUGGGAAACAUCAUAACCGCCCUGGACAGAUAUUUUCGAUACAUGUCCUUUGUGGGUGACUAUUCCCAGUGGCACCCUUGGCUUACCGCAAUGCAGCACAAGUUUUUACCGGAGCACCAAAGACUGAGCCUCAAAUACAUCACGGACUUUACAGCUAAUCAAGUUCUACUUCGACAAAGCGAGACGGAGGAUACUGGAAAAGGCGAUGUACUUUCCAGACUGAUCCAGGUACAUAAGGAUGAUCCCAAGAAGAUCAGUGAGCACGACAUCUUUCAAGCCUGCCUCGGGAACAUUGGGGCUGGGUCUGAUACCACUAGUAUCACACUUGGUGCAAUCUUCUACUAUCUUCUAACAAACCCGGAGGCAAUGGACACACUUCAAAAUGAAAUUCAGCUUAAGAAUCAAGAAGGGGGUCUGUCUUUUCCAGUGACUUUCGCCGAAGCACAGCAGCUUCCUUACCUCCAAGCAGUUUUGAAAGAGGCAAUGCGGUUGCAUCCCGCGGUUGGGUUGAUAUUACCACGCCAGGUUCCGGCUGAAGGCGCGGUCAUCGCCGGGGUUGCAUUUCCAGCGGGUGCGACUGUUGGCGUCAAUCCCUGGGUUGCACACUACAACGAAGAGGUAUUUGGACACGAUGCGGACAAAUUCAGGCCAGAAAGAUGGCUGAGCGACCGGGAGACUGUGCAAGAGCUCGAACGGAACCUGCUCACCUUUGGACAAGGCUCUCGGACCUGUAUAGGCAAGAAUAUCAGUCUGAUGGAGAUUAGUAAGUUGGUGCCAACGUUUCUGUCCCGGUUUGAGAUAGAGCUCGUGAAUUCCUCGGGGAAAUGGCAGACCUGGAAUGCUUGGUUUGUGAAGCAGUAUGAUUUGGAGGUUCGGGUCCACAAAAAGAAACAGAUCUCAUCUUGA